Paramuricea clavata is the source of this 7612-nucleotide messenger RNA. The record is from the annotation of a GenBank genome assembly. Lineage: Eukaryota; Metazoa; Cnidaria; Anthozoa; Malacalcyonacea; Plexauridae.
AUGCAACCAUUGGGAAAAUCCCUGAAAGCUGCUAAACUUGACGGUGGUCCAUGGAAACAAGAGCUGAGUCGUUUCCUGUUGCACUAUCGCACCACACCGUAUUGUACCACUGGUGUUCCAACCUCUGAACUGUUAUUUAAUCGCCAAAUUCAAGGAAAACUUCCUAUUUUACAAAAAAGCAACCUCGUUAACCGUUACAACGAGGCUCGGGAAAAGGAAGGUGAAAGACAACAAUACAACAAACGUUACGCUGAUGAAAAGAGAAACGUUAGAGAAAGCCCAAUAAAAGUUGGCGACUACGUUUUGUGGAAGCAAGAGAGACGGAACAAACUCACACCCAAUUUCAAUGAAACACCCCACAUUGUCAUCUCGCGAAACAACGGUGACAGCACGUAGUCAGACAGGACACACUAUACUCGCAAUGUAUCACACUUCAAGCCAAUACCGAAGCCAAAGAUUGAUGUUCAGUCGACGAUGACAGUGAAACUUAUGACGCGGAAAGGACCGAACGAGACAGAAUUGACACUAACCCUGAGCCAAGACGUUUGACAAGGAAUGUCAGGCAACCAGAACGAUAUGGCGAGGGAAUUCCCUUGUCGGUAAUUAAAUAAAAAAGUGGAGUGAUAUAGUAUUGAAGUCAUGUCAUUCACCCUGCACGUACCAGGACUAUAUAGACAUAGGGCACGUUGUGUAGAAGAACCACACGAAGACAUCAAUCAGACCUAUAUCGUUAUGUUAUGCUAAAUAUAUUCUAUAGAUUAAGCCCGUUGUCAAUUCCAGAACGCGUGAGGGCGCAAUGCGACUUUUAAUGAGUUAAAAAUAAAUUUAUUUGUGGCACCUUCUAGAAUACGAUAUCUAACUUGACUGAGAGUGUCAUCCCACCUAACGUAUAUUCUAAGGUCAAUAUGGCAAUAAACCGGAGAAGAAAACCGAUUUAGCUGUUCAUUUUUUACUAAACAAAAACGACUAAAACCGGGAUAUUAUAUAUUUCCAUUAAAUCGAACAACAUGAUGUGUGCUAUAAACGCCAUGCGUAACGCCGUCUUAAGGUGGCUUCCUACAGUUUUGAUUGUACAGCACACAGUUGUAUUCAAAAAACCAUUAUUUUAUCAGUCUUGCAAAGUAUGAUCACGAAACUUGGCUACAUAACUGCUACAAUAUCGCGAAUGACGAAAAAUAAAAAAUGUCGUUAAAAAUCCCCAUUGCCAUGGUAACAAAGCGAUUUUAAAAAGGGCCAAUUUGCAGAUUCUUUGAUAAUUUUUUGAAAAUUUCUUCGGUAAAACUUUUUAAUUUUUUGCACACUGUAACCUUAUCUAUAAUUCCUUCAAAUGAUAGCAUUUAAAAAAAAUCGUACGAGAAUUUUUUUUUAAUCCUCAAAAAGCCCUGUUUUUGGAAUAAAAAAAAAUUUGGCUCGUACGAUUCUCUUAAACCCUUGCACAUUUUACGCACUUCAAGAUUACAGGAAAGUCUGUAAAGUUUUAAAAAAAUUUACCGAAGGAAACACGAGAAAAAUACAAUUAUUUUUAUCUAUGUGACGUCACAAAAAUCAGGAUUUCAAUUUCCUCGCGCGACCAGUGGACAAUCCCACGAAGGCUCGCGCGUGUAUAUCAUGACGCAAUUUUAAAAACCCCGCCACGCGUGCAACGUCGACCACGCGUGUUGCGUGUAGCACUACUGAUCUCGCGCGCGGACAAAAUUUCCGCGACACAGACCUAAAACUGUAGGGAGCCACCUUAAGUAUUUGUUUGAAUUGCAUUGCAGUUUUACAAAAAAGGACAUGCAUGUGAAACAGUGCCUUGACUAGGCUCUUUUUGUUAUUUUGUGCUUUUAGGAUUACGCAGACUAAACGAAAAUUAAUUUUUAGCGUGGUGUUGUGCACGUUUCCGAACUUCUUUUUCAGUUUUCCAGCUAGUUUUCGCUUUUUGCAAGAAUUGUCUCUCCCUGUCAUUACAGUACAUCAGUUUAAGGAAGAAAACAUGAGAUAUUUGCAAGGACUAAGUGUGAAAAUUACUACACUGUAAGCGUUUUAUGUGUAUGCCUAGCAAGACGCAUUUUUAUUUCCAUCUUAUCUUCAGCGUGACUUGUGAAUGGUAACAUUAAAAAUUAUAUAUAACAUAUAAAACAAAUUUUUAAAGAUUGGAUAUUUGCAUCAAUGCCAUAAUAAUUACUGUAUCUACAAUUCAUCACCAUGGAUAAUUUCUAACAGUUUUCAAUCUUAUUGUUUAUAGUUGCUUCAUUGGGACCAAUUGCCUCGUCUGUUAUCUGCUUCUUUACGAUAUGGUUUAAAAGCAAAUCACAGAAUACUCUUCAUACAGCAUCCUUUGUAUUUUUGGGUGCUGCUGUUUAUCAAGUUAUAUUAGCAAGUCAAAGCCCAACACCUUGGUUGUACAAAUCUCAUGCUGGAUCAAUAAUUGCUGUGAGUAUAUGCACUCUCUUAAGUGCCUCGUUCAAUAUUAGUUAACCGUAUAACAAAUUUUAUUUUUGCAAAAGAGUAGCCCACAAAAUUUUAGCAAUUCGUGUCAACGCACAGUACAGGGCGCGAAAUAACGGCUGGAGGGUCGUCGGACAUACCGAAUUUCUGGCCGGUCAAAUUAUUCAGCUUACUAUUAGCCUAACUAUUGCCAAUCUAAGAGGCAGCCUAUUGGACGGUAAUGUUGCAUAAAUGCAUGAUCUCAGACACCCCCACACUCAUGUUUGAUGUUAAUUAUUGCAUAAACUAGAAAUACAUGCAUGCAACAACCCCUCGCCUAUAUUCUCCAAAUAUUGUUUCAACAUGAAGUAUUCGUAAUUACGCCAACACUGAACGCAGAUUAAAACUGACUUAGAAAACGUACAUAAAUGGCUAAUUGCCAUGAAGAAAUUAACAUUGAAUCAGGAAAAAACUGAAUGCAUGCUGGUAGGCUCAAGACAGAGACUACAACAAUCUUCAAGUAUAUAAUCCUCAAAUAGUUAUUGGCAACCAUACUAUACAGCAGGUCUCAAGUAAGAAAGUUCUUGUGGUCAUUAUUGAUGAACAGUUAAAGUGUAAAGAACAUAACGAUGCACAAUGCAAAAAAAUUUCUUCCCAGUCAAUUGCUCUCUUGAAAAGAGCAAAGCAAUUUGUAAUCAAGAUCCACUUCUAGACAUGUUCAAUGCACUUGUCCCACCUCAUUUCACAUACUGUUCGAAUGUAUGGAAUGAUGGUAGUUGUGCACAUAUUGAAAAACUACAUAAAUUGCAUAAGCGAGCCGCUCGAGUGAUAACGGGUUCAAAUUAUGAAAUAAGAUCAACAGAGAUAUUUGAAAAAUUAGGUUGGCAAAAAAUUGAAAUUAUUCUUAAAAAACGUGAACACAUUAUAUAUACAGUAUGACAUUUAAACUUAAAGCAUUACGGGGUGAAACGCGUAGUAACUACUUGUCAGACCUGUUUGUCGCCAGUCAUAAUGACAUGCACGUAUCAAUUAAGAAGUAAUGAUCGAAAACUUUAUUUAAACAAACCAAACACAAACUUUAUGAAAAAUAGCUUUUCAUACCGCGGAGCUGUAUCCUGGAGUAGUCGUCCAGCUGAAAUUGUCAAUGUAUACGACCAACUUUCCUUGUAUUCUUUUAAAACUUUAAUAAAUCAUCACUACAAGGACUUCGAGGGAAAUACAUUGACAACUUAAUUAACCUAAUUCUCUUUUGUUACAAUUGUUGUAAAUAGAUAGUAAGUGUUUGUAUUUCUAAACAAUGUAUAUGUAUGUAUUCAUAAACGGCCCCUUGAAAAUCAGUUUUUCUUUACUGCUGAAGGAUUACCGUUUUCAAAUAAUUUUAAAUAAUAAUGGAAACUUUAUUGAAAUUAUAUACGUAUAUAUACAAUUAUAAAUCUCACUAAUUUAGUAUUUUAUUUAAUAAUGAGUAUCCUUAAAUGUUCAGUAAUUCCGGAUUUAACCAGUCCUUAUCUCUGCAGCAAAAUAUAUAAUAUGUUGUCCUAAUCGCGAUAGACAUAAUUUUCCUGAUAGCGAAAUAUUGGUGUCUUUUAUCAAGACCUAGAUCAUUUAACAUAUCUAAAAAGGAAUGACAUUCUUUUGAGAAAACGCCUAAAGAACUAAUUGACAAAUUUACAAAUUUUACGGACUUAAAUUGUUUCUUUUGCUGUGUAAUGAGAUCUUCGUAUCUUCUUCUUUUCCGAUCAACAUUUGUUUGUAGAUUAGACUCAUAACCAACAGAAAGUUCAAGGAUAUAGAGACAAUAAUAAUAAUAAUAAUAAUAAUAAUAAUAAUAAUAAUAAUAAUAAUAAUAAUAAUGCUAGUCAUGGCAACACGAUAAUUUUUUUUAAAAAUUUUUGUACAAACCUUCAAAAAAUAGAUGAACUUAAACACUUUUAAAUACAGAACUAUCAAUUUCUAAAAUAUAUAAAGUACAUGUAGGUAUAAUUAUUUUGGUUUCUAUAGGCUUUAUUUUCAUGUCAAAUUCAAAACGAAACUCUACGUAUAAUGUGAAUUGAAAUUAACUGCAUUUUGCCGAUAUUAAACUGUUCAACUUGUGCUUCAACUUAUUACUCGCACUUUGAAAUAAAUUUAAUUUUACAGGACGCUAAUGAAAAUAAUAUGCUUUUUGAGAUCAGUGAGAUGACCACCCAUACACCCAUGAACCAUGCGCCCGCGAUAUUUUUUUUAACUUUAUUGGUUAAUAUUUAUAAAUAUGUACAAAUACAUUUGAAAAUAACCAAUCGACAAAGGCGCGAACGGGACAGAAGUACCCAUGCGAGGCGCCUUCCCGUUAAGACGUAACGUUAAAAUAACAUAGGUCAGCAUAAGACUAAAUAGCCAGGCAGAAUUAGUAGCCUCGCCCCGGGCUAACGCCCGGAACGGCGCUCCGCACCGUUGGCUCGGGGAUUAAUUUAAAAAUUAUGCGUGAAAGGCCAUUAUUAGCACCAGUUAUUUGCAGCUGACGUAUUAUUCUCACCUGUUUUUUUAGGAAAAUUAGCCAAUCAACGUUGAUUGGAUAAGUAAAUGAUAAUUUGUAUUAUCCGCAUACAAAAAGUGCUAUGGCUAUGCCUGUCUGUGGUAUUUUUGGCGUCAUUAAAAGAGGGUUAAUUUUAUAUUUUUUGUUGUAGGUUCUGGGAGGACUAACAACAAGUAUGUUUGGUACGUAUAUUCGACUAACGAUAUCAAUUAUUAUGCGAGAAGAAAGUAGAAGGGCGUUAUACUGGUGUGGAAUGAGUAUUCAAAUUGGAUCGUUCAUCGGUGCAUUUAGUAUAUUUCCUUUUGUUAAUAUUUUACAUGAUUUCCACGGCAAGAAUGCUUGUUAGUCAUCAUAACGAUCAGGGAAACAAGAGUUGUCUUAUUUACUUUUCAGUUUAUACUCUAAUAGCGAACUGUAAACGUAGCUUAGUGUGCAAGAUAACUUUUACAGCAUAAUUAUGCUCCCACUGGAAAUAUUAAAAUAACUUAAUUAUUAUGGGUAAUAUAAGCUAUAAUUGUCGAUACCUAUAUGACUGUGUAUAAACGGUAGGUUUUUCAUGGUAUAACGCAACUGGCUUCAAAAACACUUUUGGUCAUUACACAACUAUUACUACAUGAGCCAAUUUUUCGUGCAUGAGCAAUUUUUUUGAAAAAACUUUCGCUCGUUGCAGUCAGAUGUUGGACUUGAACUGCGAUCUGCAAUGCAAUUACUUUUUUGUUUUUAAUAUGAAAAAUGAAAAGAAGAGAUUGCUCUGAUUGGAGGGUCAUUUUGCGACACAGGUUUAAAGGCACAGUUCAGCCGGCUUUUGGGAGACUUUUUUUAUUUAUUGGUUUACGGAUUUGACUUAAAAAAACAGGUCGUUAAGGUAAAACACACCACUGAACACACUGAGUAUAAAUGAGAACCAAAUUUAAUAAUCUGUAUUAAAUUUUUUAAUGUUGUAAUAUCUUCUAAACAUUUAACUUCUGCUUGGAAAAACAUGGCAUGGCUAAUCACCAUAUUGAUUGUCACAGCAAUAAUAUGCAUAAGCCAACAGUACUUAGAGUCAAAGUUUACUUGGCGUGUAGUUCAUGUCAGAACCCCAGAUUAACUAAAAUCGUAAAAUUGUUGACAUCCAAUUUUUUUUUUAUUUUUCACUUUCUGAAUAUUCACAGUCCGAUGUGGAUCUGUAAACCAAUGAAUAAAAAAGUCUCGCUCAAAUAGGAAAAUUUUUUAAUAUUAAACAUUGUUAAAAAAAUGUUAAACACAUUGAGAUCACUGACCUUGAAUUAUGCUUAUUAAUAAUUUAUUUUCCUAUAUUUAAAGUUUGUUCGUUCACUGCAACCAGGUAUAUCAAUCCUGUUUCGUUCGCUACUCUGGUUUAAAUAAAUGAUUACAAAGCCCAGUCGAAUUGUAAUCAAGACCUAACGUUUCGACACUCCAGUCUAGUGUCUUCAUCAGGAGUGAUCUAAAAUUGCAAUCGUGGCUUCUUAAAUACCCAAGGCAGGGCUGCAAAUAAAUAUUUGACUUGACAGGACAUUUGUCCGAUCACUUUUAAUUUUGGUCAGACAUAACUUGAAUUUGGUCGGACAAAAACCAACAUCACUAAAUUUGGUCGAUAUAAGUCACGAGACAAGUAUGUAUAGCCAUUCCGGCGCAACGUUAAGUAAAAUGCUAGAAUGCCUCGUAAAUUUUAUUGCAAAAUGCAAAUUGAGUGAAUUUGCAAUCGGAUUUUGUCACAGCAAAAAAAUGUAUAAUGUGACAAUUUUUUUGUGAUCAGACCAAUGUCCGAUCAAAACUACUUUUGCUCGGACAUUUGCCAAAUUUAGUCGGACAUUGUCCGAUGUCCGACAGUAAUUUGCAGCCCUGCAAGGGAUGACGUCACCUGCCAAUGAGAUGACGUCACCUGCCAAUGAGAUAAAAGUAUUCCUCUGGGAAAUAGGCACCGUCAUCCCUAUUCAAAGCAUGAUUACUCACAUUUAUAUGCCACGCUUCUAGGCAUAGUCUUUGACCAUAGCGAUUGUUUGUGGUAAUUACUUUAGAGUUUUCCCACGCACUGUCGUGUUUGGUGUAACAUACAUGUUCUGCUAAAGCUGAUUUUCCCUUGUCUAAAGUUGAAACAGCCUUUUGAUGUUCUUUUAGCCGUGUACCAAACUGGCGUUUAGACUGACCCAAAUACUCUUUCUCGCAGUCACCGCAUGGUAUAGAAUAUUCAGCAUGAGUUUUCAGAUUUGUUUUAACAGGAUCUUUUGGCUUUACGAAAAUAUGGUCUAAAUGUAUGGAACUAUUGUUGUGACACCUUGAAUGUAUGGAAAUAUUGCAUAAUCCUUAACAGAGGUAUCACCCUCGGAGUUGUUUUGGUUCCUAUACAAACAGGUGAUCUCAGGCAAUCAUUUAGAAAACGUUUUGGGUAAUCGUUUUCCUCUAAAACAUUUAGAACAUACUCACGUUCAUUAGCUUGAGAAUCACUAUUUUCCUAUAGUUUUUCAAUUAAAACGGUCGUAAUGCGCAUUAAAACCCAUCAUUCAAAAGGCUGAACUGUGCCUUUAAGUACAGUGGGGAAACAGGUGGGAAAUUUGUCUGAGCAUGCGCGAGUAAAAUGAGUCACGCAAUUGUGUGGAAUACACGCAACGCGUGUUUACAAAAAAGCACAAUCGUGUAAAUAUUGCAAAAUGUUUGUACAAAAUAAAUGACUGUUUUAUGUUGAAA